This is a messenger RNA of Camelina sativa (false flax), 874 nucleotides long. RefSeq lists its product as uncharacterized. The record is from RefSeq and is a predicted model, not a curated record. NCBI's taxonomy places the organism in Eukaryota, Viridiplantae, Streptophyta, Magnoliopsida, Brassicales, Brassicaceae.
UAUAUUUGGACAGACUCUCAACAAGUUACGGAAGUGAUAGAGAGACAAAACACAAGAGUCUUCUUUGCUAAGUGCGAGCAUUAAAGUGAUCUUACACACUAAAGUCCACGAAUCAAUGUCUUAACUGUAUUUUCAUAUCUCCCCAAUUUAAUGCUCUUUCUCUAUACUGUAUUUAUAUUUCAUCCAACUUUUUAAUCUCCUCAACAAACCCACUCAAAUCUACAUAACUACUAAAAAAAUGUUUUCAAAAUCUUUCCUUUUAGCUUCCCUUGUUCUCAUCAUCUUCGUUGCUGCAACUGAAUCAUCUCAUCAGAAGAGUGGGAAUGAUGGUUUAGGAUUUGGAGGAGUACCCGGAUCCGGAUUUGCCGGUAUACCCGGGUUUGGAAACGGCUUUCCGGGGACCGGAAUGGGUGGUGGAUACGGCGGAGGGUUCGGUGGUCCAAAAGGUGGUUUUGGGAAAGGAGGUGUUGUUAGGCCGACUGUGACUUGUAGAGAGAAAGGACCUUGUAACGGCAAGAAGCUGAGGUGUCCGGCUAAGUGUUUCAGCUCUUUUAGCCGCUCCGGGAAAGGAUACGGCGGUGGAGGCGGCGGAGGAGGAUGCACCAUGGAUUGUAAGAAGAAGUGUAUCGCUUAUUGUUAAGAAUCAUAUCUUUAUCAUAUAUAUAUUCACUAUGAUGAUUAUAUAUUGCUAUGUAAUGUUAUAGCUAUAGAUUAUGAUCAUGAGGAUCCUUUUGUCUCGAUUCCGAUUGUACUAGUUUUAUAUGCAUAAUAUAAAUGGUUGUGAUGAAUAAAUGAGGAAACCCUUACGGUUUUCUCAGUUUGUGUUUGAGUGAGAGAUGGAUUCUACUAUGUUUUUAUGGUGAUUUUGAUCUUA